AGGUAAACCAAAUGCAGACCAAAGCCUUUCUCUCAUCCCUUCCUCUAUUAUCCAUCAUCUAAAACAUCUUAGCAAUUCAAUGGAGAUUGUACCGCACAGAAUGCAACUCAGGGAACGCCAUAUGUUCUCAACCUCAGAUGACAAUGCAAUGAUGAAGCAAGUCCAGGCCACUCAUGCUCCUGAUGGCCGUGAAUUUGCUGUCAAACCUCUUCUUUACAUCAUUGAGGACAUCUUCCGACGUGCCACCCCCAGUGUCCCUGGCUUUGAUAUGGGAACACAAGCACAACUGGAUGUGUUGGAUGAUAAGGCUUUCCAAGCUGACUUUUUCGACAUGCUCGAUCUGUUGUCAAUGACCAUCAAUAAAAUUUCCUGCGAGAUAUCCUGCAAAUGUUCUGUUGGUGGAGAUGCACACGCAACAACGUUGGGAAUAUUCAACAUUCUUACAAGCUAUGCGUGGGAUGCUAAAGUGGUGCUAGCCUUGGCUGCAUUUGCUUUGAACUACGGGGAAUUCUGGGUGGUGGCACAACUUUACCCGACCAACUCACUUGCCAAAUCGGUUGCACUCCUCAAGCAACUGCCAGAGAUACUAGAACGCGUUGACUCCUUGAAACCAAAGUUUGAGGCACUUAGCAACCUCAUCAAGGCCAUGCUAGAUGUUACCAAAUGCAUUGUUGAAUUCAAAGAGCUUCCAUCUCAGUACAUUAGCCCUGACACACCAGCAAUGUUAACUGCCACAGCCCACAUUCCUACUGCCGUUUACUGGACCAUCCGCAGCAUUGUCGCUUGUGCUUCACAAAUUAUGGGCCUCGUUGGCAUGGGUUUCGAGUUCAUAACAUCAACAACUGAGGCAUGGGAACUAUCAAGCUUAGCCCACAAAGUCGGCAGCAUACACACCCAUCUUAAGAAGCAGCUCAAUCUCUGUUAUCAACUCAUUGACGAGAAAAGGCAUAUUGAAGCAUAUCAAACACUUGUGCGACUGAUGGAAUCACCGCACAUGGACAACAUGAAGGUUCUGAGGGCACUGAUUUAUACCAAGGACGAUCAACUGCCGCUCCUCGAGGGUGCAACCAAGAGAAGGGCUAACAUCGAAGUGUUGAGGAGGAAAAAUGUUCUUCUACUGAUUUCAGACCUGGAUGUGUCCACUGAGGAGAUAUUCAUGUUAGAGCAAAUGUAUCAAGAGUCACGUCAGCAUCCAUCAAGGACAGAAAGUCAGUACGAGGUUGUGUGGAUCCCAGUUGUGGAUAGGUCAACUCCAUUCACCCAGCAAAAGCAAGAAAAAUUUGAGACUCUCCAGAAUCAAAUGCCAUGGUACUCUGUGUAUAACCACACAAUGAUUGACCCGGCUGUGAUCAAAUACAUCAAGGAAGUGUGGCAGUUCAACAAGAAGCCUAUUCUUGUUGUGUUGGAUCCACAAGGCAAAGUGGUCAACAACAAUGCCCUCCACAUGCUAUGGAUUUGGGGAAGCCUUGCAUUCCCUUUUACUAGCGCUAGGGAGGAAGCUCUUUGGAAGGAAGAAUCUUGGAGACUUGAGUUGUUAGCAGACUCUGUGGAUGCAGCCAUCGCUGUUUGGAUAGCAGAGGAAAAGUGCAUAUGCUUGUAUGGUGGAGAAGACAUCGAAUGGAUCAGGAAAUUCACAGCAAUGGCACACUCAGUUGCACAAGCUGCAAAUAUUCAACUAGAGAUGCUAUACGUGGGGAAGAGCAACCCCAAAGAGAAAGUUAGAAGAAACAUCAGCACCAUUACUGUGGAGAAGCUUAGCAACACAUUGCAAGACUUGGCACUGGUGUGGUUCUUCUGGGUGCGGUUAGAGAGUAUGUGGCACUCUAAAAUGCAACAUGGGAAGAGUGUGGCAAACGAUCCUAUAAUGCAGGAGAUAGUGACAAUGCUUAGUUUUGACGGGAGUGAACAAGGAUGGGCUGUGUUUAGUGAGGGGAAUGUCAUGGCCAAGGCCAAGGGUGAAACCAUUGUGCAAAGUUUUAUAGAUUACGAAUCAUGGAAGUCAUAUGUGCGGGAAAGGGGUUUUGUGCCUGCACUGAAUGAUCAUCUGAGAGAAGUUCAUACCCCACAUCAUUGCAACCGUCUGGUACUUCCAGGGACAAUGGGGACAAUCCCGGAGAAGGUGGUUUGUGCUGAAUGCAGCCGUCCCAUGGAAAAGUUCAUCAUGUACCGCUGCUGCAACGAUUAAGCAAUACACAAUCUGCAGAGGGAGCAUAUCGUAUUUAAUAUAUUAUUAAGGAUUGGUUCUAGGAUUGAAUAAGUAAUGCUACUACUGGCUGCUGCUUUUGUGUCUUCUUGCUCCUACGUGUGUUUGUUGUAAUGACCCAAUAUAUGAGUUAUUAAUUGCUUUUCAACUACUACUGCUUUCAUUCCUUAAUAAAAUAUAAUGUUUUUCAAUCU
This is a messenger RNA of Pistacia vera, 2397 nucleotides long. RefSeq names its product protein SIEVE ELEMENT OCCLUSION B-like. NCBI's taxonomy places the organism in Eukaryota, Viridiplantae, Streptophyta, Magnoliopsida, Sapindales, Anacardiaceae. Gene Ontology annotation, biological process: phloem development. The transcript has 7 exons. The record is from RefSeq and is a predicted model, not a curated record. Bases 80 to 2185 code for a protein of 701 amino acids.